Cucumis melo (muskmelon) is the source of this 3484-nucleotide messenger RNA. Its product is annotated as phosphoenolpyruvate carboxylase 4. Gene Ontology annotation, biological process: tricarboxylic acid cycle; carbon fixation. Lineage: Eukaryota; Viridiplantae; Streptophyta; Magnoliopsida; Cucurbitales; Cucurbitaceae. The coding region runs from base 94 to 3243 and encodes 1049 amino acids. The transcript has 20 exons. The record is from RefSeq and is a predicted model, not a curated record. Gene Ontology annotation, molecular function: phosphoenolpyruvate carboxylase activity. Gene Ontology annotation, cellular component: cytosol.
UCAUCCCUCUCUUCACCUUUUCAUCCUUUCAUCUUCUUCUUCUUCCUCUAAACCUCACUCUCUCUUCUUCCUUUCCGUUUCUUCCUUCCAUCAAUGACGGACACUACUGACGACAUCGCUGAGGAAAUCUCCUUCCAAAGCUUCGAUGACGACUGUAAAUUGCUCGAUAACCUUCUUCACGAUGUCUUGCAACGCGAAGUUGGUAGCCAAUUCAUGGAGAAACUUGAAAGAACUCGAGUCCUCGCUCAGAGCGCUUGCAAUAUGAGGAUGGCGGGUAUUGAGGAUACGGCAGAGAUGCUUGAGAGGCAGCUUGCGUCGGAGUUGUCGGAAAUGACUUUAGAGGAAGCCUUCUCUUUGGCUCGUGCAUUUAGUCAUUCUCUCAAUUUGAUGGGGAUUGCGGAAACCCAUCAUAGGGUUCGUAAGUCGAGAAAUAUUGCACCUCUUUCAAGAUCCUGCGAUGAAGUUUUUAAUCAGCUAGUGCAGGGUGGAGUUUCUCCGGACAAGCUUUACGACAGUGUUUGCAAGCAGGAGGUUGAAAUUGUUCUUACAGCACAUCCAACUCAAAUAAAUCGUCGUACUUUGCAGUAUAAACAUCUUCGCAUUGCUCAUCUAUUGGACUACAAUGACCGACCUGACCUUAGUCCUGAAGAUCGGGAAAUGCUAAUUGAGGAUCUGGUAAGAGAGAUAACUUCAAUAUGGCAGACAGAUGAACUUAGACGCCACAAGCCCACACCAGUUGAUGAAGCUAGGGCUGGCUUGAACAUUGUUGAACAGUCACUGUGGAAAGCUGUCCCUUAUUAUUUACGUCGACUCAGCAAUGCCUUAAAGAAGCAUACUGGGAAGUCGCUUCCUUUGACUUGCACGCCAAUAAAAUUUGGGUCUUGGAUGGGAGGCGAUAGGGAUGGAAAUCCAAAUGUCACAGCAAAAGUCACAAGAGACGUCUCUCUUCUGUCUAGGUGGAUGGCUAUUGAUUUAUACAUUCGAGAGCUUGAUAGCUUGCAAUUUGAACUUUCAAUGAACCGAUGCAGUGACAAAUUAUACAGACUUGCACAUGAAAUUCUUGAAAAGGAAGCUGCAUCUGAAGAUCGACACGAGAUAUGGGUUCAGUCUUCGAGCAAAAAUGAAUUGAAGAAUCAGGGCCAUCAAGCUGCUGCACUUCCAAGACAACUUCCACUUAGGGCUGAUCUACCUUCAUGCACGGAUUGCAAUGAUGGUGAAUCCAGGUAUUCUAGAGUCGAAUUUCCGAGGACUGAUCAUACAUCAUCAAAUAAUCAGGAAAUUACUGUUCCAAAAACAAGUGCAUCUUUAUCAAAUGGGAAUUCACCUAAUGCAAGUGCAUCCCAGUCCAAUUCUAUGCCUCGCAAUGCAUCUUUCAACUCGAGUCAACUCCUUGCUCAGAGGAAACUGUUUGCAGAAUCUCAGAUUGGGAGGUCCAGUUUUCAGAAGCUUUUGGAACCCAGGCUCCCUCUACGUCCUGGAAUUGCACCUUACCGCGUUGUGCUGGGUAGUGUAAAAGACAAGCUUGUAAAAACACGGAGGAGGCUGGAGCUGCUUCUUGAGGAUCUUCCUUGUGAAUAUGAUCCUUCGGAUUACUAUGAAACUGCCAAUCAACUCUUGGAGCCGCUGCUUCUUUGCUAUGAGUCUCUGCAAUCAUGUGGAUCUGUGGUGCUUGCUGAUGGUCGGUUAGUUGAUCUGAUUAGAAGAGUUGCUACAUUUGGUAUGGUAUUAAUGAAGCUGGAUUUACGUCAGGAAUCUGGUAGACAUGCUGAGACUCUGGACGCCAUUACAACGUAUUUGGAUAUGGGUACAUAUAGUGACUGGGAUGAAGAAAGGAAGUUGGAAUUUUUAACAAGAGAGCUGAAGGGGAAGCGGCCACUAGUUCCUCCAACCAUUCAGGUUCCUUCUGAUGUUAAAGAAGUUUUGGACACCUUUCGUGUUGCUGCUGAGCUAGGGAAUGAAUCACUUGGUGCCUAUGUGAUCUCUAUGGCCUCAAAUGCAAGUGACGUCCUUGCAGUGGAACUUCUGCAGAAAGAUGCACGACUUGCUGUUAGUGGCGAGUUAGGACGACCGUGUCCUGGUGGAACGCUGCGGGUGGUUCCUCUAUUUGAAACUGUGGAUGACUUGAGGAAAGCCGGAUCAUCGAUCAGGAAACUAUUGUCUAUUGAUUGGUAUCGAGAGCACAUAAUAAAGAACCAUAAUGGGCUUCAAGAGGUCAUGGUAGGUUAUUCUGAUUCUGGCAAAGAUGCUGGGCGAUUCACUGCUGCAUGGGAACUUUACAAAGCUCAAGAAGAUGUUGUGGCUGCAUGUAACGAGUAUGGUAUUAAAGUUACCCUGUUCCAUGGGCGUGGUGGGAGCAUCGGCCGUGGGGGUGGGCCAACGUAUCUGGCCAUUCAAUCCCAGCCUCCAGGUUCAGUAAUGGGUACUUUACGAUCAACCGAGCAAGGAGAGAUGGUGCAGGCCAAGUUUGGGUUACCUCAGACUGCUGUUAGACAGCUAGAGAUAUAUACAACGGCCGUACUCCUCUCAACUCUAUGUCCACCACUUCCACCUCGUGAAAUUAAAUGGCGUAAUCUAAUGGAGGAGAUCUCAAAAAUCAGCUGUGAGAAUUACCGUAGUAUGGUAUAUGAAAAUCCAGAAUUCAUUUCUUACUUCAAUGAAGCGACUCCUCAGGCAGAGCUUGGCUUCCUUAACAUUGGAAGCCGUCCAACAAGAAGAAAAACGUCGGUUGGGAUUGGCCAUCUUCGAGCUAUACCGUGGGUUUUUGCUUGGACACAAACUAGAUCUGUUCUUCCAGCUUGGCUUGGGGUUGGGGCAGGUUUAAAGGGUGUUUGUGAAAAGGGUCACACCGAAGAAUUGAAAUCGAUGUAUGAGGAAUGGCCUUUCUUCCAAAGUACCCUAGACCUUAUAGAGAUGGUUAUAGGAAAAGCUGAUACUCAUAUCGCAAAACAUUAUGAUGAUGUCCUUGUUUCGGAGAGUCGACGCAAUAUUGGAUCAACAUUGAGGAAGGAACUAGUAGAGACUGAGAAGUAUGUCCUGGUAGUUAGCAGGCAUGGAAAACUAUCAGAAAACAACCGAAGUUUGCGGAAGCUGAUUGAAAGCCGACUCCAUUAUCUUAAUCCUCUGAAUCUAUUGCAGGUGGAGAUAUUGAAAAGGCUGAGAUGUGAUGCUGAGAACAACAAAUUAAGAGAUGCAUUGCUUAUUACCAUCAAUGGAAUCGCAGCCGGAAUGAGGAACACAGGUUAAGUGGUGACGGGCUUUCAUCAAGUGAUUAUUACCAAGAGCCUUAGAAUAAAGAGACUAUGUAGGUUGAGUUCAAACAAAAAAAGAGAGCAAUGUUAGGAGAAGAAAAACCUUUAGUUUAAGAUUUUAAAUGUUUGAAUUAAAUUUAUUUGAAGCAUUUUAUGUAAAUUUUUGUUUGGCCAGUAUUUGCAUGCUGAACACUUGAGAAUACAGUAUGUUAAAUCCUCAAAUCUCCUUUUUGUUA